Messenger RNA from Tarenaya hassleriana, 1198 nucleotides. RefSeq lists its product as uncharacterized. Lineage: Eukaryota; Viridiplantae; Streptophyta; Magnoliopsida; Brassicales; Cleomaceae. The record is from RefSeq and is a predicted model, not a curated record. The transcript has 2 exons. The coding region runs from base 232 to 1029 and encodes 265 amino acids.
CGAACUUGUCAGGGGCAAAAACGUAAAUGCAGCAAAACCCGGGACUCGGUGUGACUCGCAAUAAAUUCGGUCGUCUGAGUGAGGCUCGAGUUUACUUUUUCACUCACCUUUAAUUGAGGAAGGAAAGAAACAGCAUAUAAAAAAAAAAAAUCGAAAGGCUCUGCAAGCGCGUCUCUUCACUUUCAUCUUCUUCCUCCUCUCUCUCGCGUGGCUUCGGACGAGAGCCUGAAGAUGGCUUCUUCGUCUAUCUUAGACGUCCACUAUGAAGUUACGGACGAUGGGCUGCAAUACCAGACGCGGCACAGCAACUUGUCGAGGCUGUCUGUCUGCACAAGCUCCCUCCACGACGAAGAAGACGAUGUGGCGAACAAUGCAUCGGAGGUAGGUAUAUUCAUGUCGGGUUUGUCCCUGGAGAGUUUCGACGGAGCCGACGCCGACGAGGAAGUCUCCGAUGUGGACAAAGGACGAGGAAAAGAGCAGGGUGGGUCGUCGGAUUCCGAUAAAGAACCCGGAUUUUACUCGUUACCAUCGAGGUCGUCUCGCCGGAGAAGAAAACUUCCGGUGGCAGAUGGAUCGGUGGAGAAAAUGAGCGAGAACGAGAGGAAGAAGGAUGAGAGAAAAAAGGGUAAUAUCAGGAGGCAGAGGAGGGAAAGAAGGCCGCCAUGGAUGGUAAAGGAAAGGGCAGAUGAGAACAUGAACAGUGAAGUCGGAGUGGGAGGGAGCUUCACGGUGAUAACGAGGGCUAGGGGAGGGAAGAAGUCGAUGAGGAUGGGGUUGGAGGAAGUGAAGGCGUGUAAGGAUCUAGGGUUCGAGCUGGAUCAUGAGUGCACGGCAGUGGAGGUGGUUCCGGGUCGGGUCUCGGUGUCGGGCGGGUCGACCUUCGACACUCAGACCAGUAGCGGUGGCAACUCUCCCGUCGCCAGCUGGCGUAUCUCCGGUCCCGGAGAGGAUCCGAGGGAGGUUAAGGCGAGGCUGAAGAUGUGGGCGCAAGCCGUGGCUUUUGCUUCUGCCUCACGUUAUGCGUCUUAAUAAUCUUAUUUCCUUUUUUUUUUUUUUGGAACUUACAUGUUAGAAACCUAUCUAUAUUCCAAAGUUUUGUAAUUUUCGUUUUGGUUUGCGUUUGUAAAUACGAAAGAAAUAGUGAUGGAUUACAGCUUUUCAUUUCGCUGUGGUGCUUAAUAUAUAAUCAUUGUGAUCG